UUUGCUGGUAUUCUCGCGUUAAAUCUAUUCUCGCGUUAUUUUUAUUUUUCACGAGGUUGAAUCACAGCGCCACCUAUAGUAAAUAUUUGUGACCUACUUUUAUUCAGCAGUGUUUUGAGUAACAUUUUACAGUAAUGAACCGACUAAAGGGGUCCCAAAGCAGGCUUAAGCAGCCAUAUGACAAGGAAAGCCUUAAGAGAGCCUAUGCAGCUUGUGUUUCAAAUGGCAUGUCUGUUUAUCGGGCAUCUAGAGUGUACCAUGUCCCGGAGUCUACUUUGAGAGACAGGACUAGACAUAAUGUCACCCUUGAGGCACGUCCUGGACCAGAGACUCUAUUGUCUUCUCUGGAGGAGGACAAGCUAGCACAGCAUAUAAAGUAUAUGGCCAGUAUCGGAUAUGGCUACACCAUGACCAACAUAAGAUUUAUGGCUGCUGACUAUGCCAGGUCAAUGGGGAAGAAAGUUGUUGCGAAGGAUGGGUUUAAGUACUGUGUGGUACUAUAG
Ruditapes philippinarum (Manila clam) is the source of this 503-nucleotide messenger RNA. RefSeq lists its product as uncharacterized. The coding region runs from base 135 to 503 and encodes 122 amino acids. The record is from RefSeq and is a predicted model, not a curated record. The transcript has 2 exons. Gene Ontology annotation, molecular function: DNA binding. NCBI's taxonomy places the organism in Eukaryota, Metazoa, Mollusca, Bivalvia, Venerida, Veneridae.